This is a messenger RNA of Triplophysa dalaica, 2014 nucleotides long. RefSeq names its product insulin-like growth factor 2a (gene igf2a). Bases 159 to 752 code for a protein of 197 amino acids. Lineage: Eukaryota; Metazoa; Chordata; Actinopteri; Cypriniformes; Nemacheilidae. The transcript has 4 exons. The record is from RefSeq and is a predicted model, not a curated record. Gene Ontology annotation, molecular function: growth factor activity; hormone activity. Gene Ontology annotation, cellular component: extracellular region.
GUGUUGGUAUAAAUUGCCUCUCACUACAUAUUCCCUGCCUGUUCUCUGAACUUUGAGACAGCCGCAAGCAUCACUCUGAGAUAUGCAAUAGACUGGAAAUUAAACAAAGCACCUCUUUAGUUAAACACUUCACAAGACUCUUUCUACAACCGGACAACAUGGAUUUUCACCAUCUAUUGAGUAAAUCGUGCAAAAAAACGAUGUCCUCCCCGAGAUUACUCUUCAUUCUGUCGUUUUUAAUGUACACAUAUCACGGAGCAAUGGCAGAGACUCUGUGCGGUGGAGAACUGGUGGACACUCUGCAGUUCGUGUGUGGAGACGACGGUUUUUAUUUUGACAGGCCAAACAGAUCAAACAGCCGGCGUCCACAGAGUGGAAUCGUGGAGGAAUGCUGCUUUCGGAGCUGCGAUCUGCGUCUGCUGCAGAAAUACUGUGCGAAUCCUGUGAAGUCAGAGCGAGAUGUUUCCUCCACCUCACUGCAACUCUUCCCAGUGUCACAGGCUCUUCACAAGGAUAUCUCAAGAAAGCCUCUUGGUGUAAAGUAUACCAAAUAUGAAGUUUGGCAAAGAAAAGCUGCCCAGAGAUUAAGAAGAGGGGUCCCUUCCAUCCUGCUUGCCAAAAAGUUCAGGAGAGAGGUGGUGUUAGUUCAAGAAAAGGAGCAAGUAGAUUUACACAGACCCCUCAUUUCCCUUCCAAACAGGCAUCCUUCCAUACAUGCAGGUAAACACUUGCCAAAAGCCAUGGCUUCUUAAGUGACGACAAGCAAGGGAUCGUACCCAGGUGUUGGUCAGUAGAGGCACUUUUUUCAAGAAUCAUGCCACUCACCGUCUUUGUCAAAACCAGACUAUGAACACUCUGUGUUACCACAUUCCAAAACGGCAGAAGUAAACACUGAAAGUGAAUGUAUUGAGGUAGUCCGUGCGAAAGGAGAGAUGACUGCAGUGUUUGUGAACAUCAUGGGGAUAACCAGAACAGAUACUGAGGAACUUGCUAGAAUGCACAUGUCAGCAGCCUGCGAAAGCAACUAUGUUUCUGUUUUGCUUGCACCCUUUCUCGAAUGUCUUGUUUUUAAUAUUAGAGUCCUUUAUCUGCACCUUUAAAGUGUCACCCUGUGGCAUAAAAACAGAAGAAACGAACUAAACGAUGGCUGGCCGUUUAAAGCCAAGGACUGAUGUUAACAGCACUAUUUUUAUGAACUGCUAAAUAUGAUGACAUUAUGGUGCUACCUUCGCAAAUGGACUCAAAAGGAGUUCGCUAAAGAGUUUUUUCCGUUUUAGGAAAAAACGAGACCGUAUUCAAAAGACUGUUAAAUAAGAAAGACUGCAUGUUCGGCAAGGAUCACAACCAUGGAAAAACUUUGUCCGGGAUUGGCUCUUCAAAAUCAAUAAUCCGGAGAAUUAAUGUGAAGGCCUUUGCUAUCAAAUGAGAUAGCGUUGCAAGGGAAGCCAGGAAACAUCAAAAAAUAUUAAAGCUAAGGACAUCUGCAACCAAGUUAUCUUGGACUUUGGGCAAGAGCAGUCUUGCAUCUUUUAAGGUGUCACAUACUUGUACCAUAACAUUCCUAUUUCCACUUUGAGUCUCUGACAUUUUCUCUUUGCAAUGUGUCUUCACUGUUAUUUAGACAGCAUUUUACAUUUAUACAAAAUAACAAAACAAUCUUUUAAAGGGAAAAAAAUCAGCAAUAACGUCUUGCAUAUUUUCAACAUACAAAUGUAGUAUUCCAGUGCUUUUGCUUGAAAAGAAAUACUUGAAUAUGUAUGAAUAGUCUCAUUGACCCUUGUAUGACCAGUCUUGCAAAUUGAGCCACCAAACAUUUUCUCUAAGUAAUGGCACUGAAUCAAGGCAUUAUUUAUUUUGAUAUAAAACCCAUCCGAAGAUCAGUCCCAAUGAGAGAUUACAUGCACAAAUGGCAAUGUUUUGUAUAUUAUUUUAUUUUAGUUGUUCUACUAUUGUAUGUAGAUGCUAUGUACCAAAAAUGUUAUGUCUACUUUUUUAAGUAAAGACCAUGGAAGCU